CCGAGCUAUCAGGUUCACCAUACUAUCCAAACAUUAGCCGAGUGACCAUACAAUCUAUUUCCUCUACCGCAAGCUCUUUGAGCUCGAAGCUUACAGCCCUACAACCAAACUUCCUUUCUGUUAUUUGGACUUAUACUCAGAAGCGAUUUGUUAGCAGCCGUGCAAGAACACACACAAGCCCUGGAUCAAGCAUUCGCGGAAAAUUCACGUCAUCUUUGAGAGAUGCAUCGGAGUCCGCAAGAAAGGGCUACUUUCUUGGCUUUAAUUGCCGUUCUCAGCGUCCUAUCUGCGACUGAAGCGAGAAACAUAAUCGUUGGUAUUGGAAGCAGUGUCGACAUCCAAUGCCCGACUAACGAUGUGUCGGGAAGUGUGACCCUAGAGCGGUCACAAAGUCGAUCAGGUCCUUACGUCACGGUCGCGGUUGAUGGAACACGUGUCGUCCUUCAUGGUGCAGUGUUCACUAUUCAUAACCUGACAAGCAAUACAGAUAGGGGUUACUACCAGUGUCGUACCACUUUGCCAGAUGGGAGGGGACGGCUGGAAUCAGUCGGUUAUAUCACCGUGUUCCUCUCAAACCUAGUGAAACCAAGAAUACUUGUCACGCCAUCCCAGCUCAGUGUUGUGGAGGGCGCCAGCGUGACGCUCACUUGCACUGUACAGGCUUCCUCGCAAGUGGGUGCAGUCACGUGGUACAAGGAUGCCACUCAACUCGCGGACGGUGUCCAAGACUACACGAGCGACGACAGUCUCCACAAAAACACAUUGCGUUUAACGAACGUGGGUAAAGAUGAAGGAGGGAUGUACGAGUGUCGCGUGAAGAACUCGUUUUCGUAUGUUAACAGUUAUAAUGCAGAGCCCACGAGAUUGAUCGUCAAAGAGUUUAAAAUUCUAAGCAAAAGCCAGGACUAUCUAAUGGCUAUUGUUGGAGACAGUCUAAAAGUCAACUGCAUAACGUCAGAUCCAAACGCGACCGUGUCCCUGUGGGUGAAGAAAUACGACGGCGUUCCAACGCGUUUGGUUCCAGAUGAUGAUAAACUAAUUCUGAAAGGGACAAAGUUUGUCCUUCAGAAAGUGACAUUAAGCGAUGAGGGGUUGUAUUCGUGUGAAGGACGUAAUCAGCGUGGAAAGGUGGUCAGAAAGACCAUGGGACAGUUCAUCCCUUCUCAAGGAGGAUACAAAGAUCCUAAAGCUCAUAUCUACCCCAGUGCGAAAAUCCUCCCUAUCACUAACAGCUCAAACUUCUCCUGCGUCGCCCUCGGUGACAUGAUAACCUUCUCGUGGCUCAAGAAUGGUACAGCGGUCCCAGCCAAUCACGUCAUGAUCCUCAGUCCACGUGUUCACCAGGGGCACAUACUGAAUGAGGCAUUGCUGAUGAUCAGAGAUGCUCGUAAGGAUGAUGCGGGGAUCUAUACGUGCCGCGUUACUAGCGGACUUCAACCUGGGUAUAGCCACAGUGCUAACGCUAAACUGGUCAUUGAAGAGUGCCGCAAACCCAGCGGCAAGUUUCCCGAUCCCAGUAACAUAAAUGGGUACAUCGAGUGCAAAAACAACAUACCCAAAAGAGUGGACUGCCCAGACGUACAUCAGCACUGGAACGACACCUUGAAAACAUGCCAAGACCCGCCCGCAAUUCCAACGACCCCUUUUCUUCGCUGGAUUGGCAAAAACUACCAACCCAGAACAGUCGUGGCCAAAGAUAGUACCUUCGUCUUCGAUUGCCGUACCAACGACCCCGCCCUUCGCGUCACCCUUAUUCUAAAGCAGGCGGGAGAAAAGGAAGGACGUCUGCUAGACCCCAGGCUCUCGGAGAAAGGGCAGAUAUUCACGCUAACGCGCUUAGCGGUCGGUAGAGACGGCGGAAAGUACUCGUGCCGAGUCAGCGGUCUUCGGGAUAAGUUACUUACGGAAAUACAUGUUGACCGCGAUCUCACCCUGACUGUUGACGUCACUACUAUUCCAUCCAGGCUCGACCCGAUGGAAUACGGUGACUCGGAGAAGGUCAUGUGCUAUUCUAGUUACAGGGGAGACGUCACGUGGUACAGGGUGAGGGGCGACAAGUCUGAGAAGAUUACUAAGGGAGUGCAACAAAGUGAGACGAAUUCUAAUGGCUACCUGAUUAUUACUAAUGAGUUGAGUCUGACUAACGUCACAAAGGAGGACGCCGGGAGUUACAUGUGUGAGAAGAAAAAUCGCAUUGGUGCGACGGCGCAAGCCUCAAUUUAUGUACCAGUUCUAGAUACAACCAAGCCAAGUGUGAAUAUUGAGAAAAACAACUACAGCGCUGAAGAGAAUGAAGUUUCACGAAUACGAUGUGUGGUCAGCGGUUCACCCUGGCCAAAGAUCUCGUGGUACCGUGGUGGGAUACCAAUUGUCACGUGCGAAGGUGGGCAAUUCCCAGAAUGCCCCUCAAGGUUCAGCAACGGCUACCGCGCGUCUGUCGUGAAAUCCAGUUACAGUGAGCUGGAGAUCAAGAACUCCUUGUACCCGCGAGAUAACGCUAUGUUUGCUUGUGUGGCUACUAACGUGGCAGGCUCUACACGGGACACCGCGGCACUCAACGUACUUGCCGGACCGAUGAUCCAGAAAAACAAAGGAAAUAGCUUGGAUAUUAUCAUGAUCCCAAAAGGCGCGGCGCAUAAACUUCGCUGUAAGGUGAUACGCGCCAACCCAAUAGCUAGUAUCACGUGGCAGUGGCAGCGAUGGCCUUGCUCUGGGGAAGAACUCACGUGCAAACCUUACGAUAACAACUGGAUGCCGCUGGGAAAGCCAAAAGGGAAAGGUGGCGCUAAGAUCGUUCAGAUGGGAGACUAUAACAGCACUCUGCUGAUCCAAGCAAGCGACAGCUUUGCGUUUUACCGUUGCGUGGCGGAGAACAAGAUUGCAAAAGAUUCUCUGGUUUACGAAGUACGCAGAACAAUUUCUCAAAGCGAUGACCUCCUUACAAUCAAAGAUAUGUCCUCAUCAAGCACACAGAAAGGCAGCAAUAAAAAGUACUACGAGCAUAGGAAUAUCACGCUUGGCUGCACAGGUCACUCGGCCUUCGAUGCACCUCCCUACUGGGUCGAUAAAGAAAACAGGCGAAUAGAAUCGAGCGGGCGCGUCAGUGUCAGAAGCAUUGUUCGUCCGUUACAGAACACUACAAUCCUAGAGGUUGUUAACGCGUCGCCGAAUGACACCGGUCAUUAUACCUGCGCCGCGAAAAAGAAAAAUAACCGGGACAUAGUGUCUACAUCUAUCUUCAUGGAAGUUGUAGCGGUUAGCGCACCAACUGUACGCCUCGACGACCUAACAACCAAUGAAACGAGCUCUGUUGCUCUGCAAUGUCACGUGACUGGUAACCCUCCCCCCACCGUACGUUGGUACAAAGAUGGCCGCGUUUUAAGCCCCAGGCUCACGCUGAGCUCGCUCAAGGACUGCAAAAACCGGAUAAACGAGUUAUACCAUCUGGAUAAACGGGAUAAUGAAGAGAGUUACACACUGGUGGUGUGCAAGGCGUCGUACAACGAUAGCGGAAGCUAUGAGUGUCAAGCGGUCAAUAGUCUGGGGCAAGACAAAGAUCAAGGUUAUUUGGACGUUCAAGUGCCUCCAUCAAUAUUGAGAAUAGAGCCUGACAACUUCAUCGCCGACCCAAUCAAGUUUGGUGAGGUGUUCUACGCUGACUGCUUCGCCACAGGAAACCCAACACCUAAGGUGCAAUGGAAAAAGGAAACAGAGAACGGUACUUUUACAGCAGUCGUGAACUCCUCGGCGCAGAAUGGCCACAGCCGACUGUAUUUCGCGUCCUUACGUGAAGAUGACCUGGGGAACUAUGAAUGCGUUGCCGUGAAUUCCCUCGGAACUAAAAAAAAGAUUUACCGUCUUAUGUCACCGCCAACCGCUGGCAAGCAAUUGUCACGUGACAAUAACGUGGGGAUCUCUAAGCCAGCGCUGAUUGGUCUAGCCGUGACGGCUUGUCUCGUCAUUGCCAUGCUGCUGGUUAUCAUAGGAGUGCUCUACCGGCGCAAGAAACUCUACGGAGGAUUCUACAUUUUCACGCUGCCACCAAUGGAGGAUUAUUUCAAGAAGUUGGACCCCGCUCGGCCAUUACUCGAGCAGACACACAAACUGCCGUGGAACGCUGAGUGGGAGUUCCCCAGAGAUCGAAUCAAACUAUUGGACAUAGUAGGCACCGGUGCAUUCGGCCAAGUCUUCCUCGCAGAGGCUGUUGGGAUCGUGGCAUUUGACCCCAGGGCGAGCCUCAAGGGCAAAGGUCGCCGACGAUCGAGGUUUGGCUCAGCAAGCCGUCCAUACCAGAGCAACAAGCAAGUCACUAGGGUGGCGUGCAAGGGACUUAAAGAGAACGCGACCGAUUCCGAGUAUAGAGACCUGUUGUCAGAACUUAAGAUUUUGAUGCACAUUGGCGAACACAAGAAUAUUGUCAACUUACUGGGCGCCUGCACCAAAGGGCGCGAAUGUGACCUCCUUGUUAUCAUCGAGUACUGUCCACACGGAAACUUGCUAAACUUCUUGAGAAAGCGCAGAGACGUUUUUGAAGCCACGUGGUCGCCGCCUACCGAGAAACCCGAUGAAACGUUCACGCUAACGGAUCUGGUGAUUACGUCAUUCCAGGUGUCACGUGCUAUGCAGUUCCUAGCGUCCAGAAGGUGUGUUCACCGUGAUUUGGCCGCCAGAAAUGUCUUGGUCGGGGAGAAUUACGUGAUGAAAAUUGCGGACUUUGGUUUGGCCAGAGAUAUCUACAAAGAAGAGCACUAUGUUAAAACAACCGCGGGCUUAUUACCGGUGAAAUGGAUGGCCAUCGAGGCGCUCGUGGACCAGGUGUACACCCACAGCAGUGACGUGUGGUCGUUCGGGGUGUUGCUAUGGGAGAUCUUCACCCUAGGAGGAAGCCCUUACCCGGGUUUGCCCGCUAACGAGGUGUACCAGUACCUGAUGGAGGGCCAGAGAAUGGCGCAACCCGAGGACUGCCCGCAAGAGAUGUAUGACUUGAUGCUGAGAUGCUGGCAGCACGAUCCCGCCCAGAGACCCACAUUCACUCAGCUUCUGGAAACCAUCGAUAAAAUUCUUGAGGGAAAGACAACUGAGACGGGUGAAGAGUACUUAGACUUGGAGAAUGACACCACAGAAGAGCAGUCGCCCGAGUACCUGCUACCCGAAGAUCUCAACACGCCCCUCCCCCCUGAGACACCAAUGGAAGACAAAAACUUCCCCCUCCCUCCGGUCCCCUUCGAGAAUAUCGAACUCAAAGAAAUACCGCAAACAAAGUUCACGGACUCAAACGACAACAAAAAAGCGUUUACUUUAGCGGAUGUACCAAAGAGAAAUUUGAGCCCACAUGUAAACAACGAGAUCGACAAAGUUCAAAGGGAUUCGCUAGAGCGCGAACGAACGAAGAAGAGCGAAUCUAGCGCCAGCAGUGGAGACUCGGAGACCGACGCCUUAUUGAUCAGCGAAAAAGAAAAAGAGAAGAAUUUCGAGGAUAAAGAUAUUUGUGAGAGAAACUCCGGCGUGUUUAAUGACUCGCCGUCUCUCUAUAUCAACACGAUGCCUUGUAAUAACACGGACACUAGUAAAUUGUUGGAUAUGAAUGGAUACAGGAAAGACCGAGGCUUUCGACCGAGAGAACAGUCCGCACGCUACGUCUAGUGACGAGAGGUUAUCGAUUGCGUAAAAUUCGGGUAUUCGUUUAAAAAGCCGGAUCAUGGCAUGGCCAGGUUGAAAAUUGGCCCGGGGAGAAUUUGGAUUUUUAUGUCGUGUCUUCUCUUGCUGAUGGUCGCUUAAACCAAGAAAGAUCCUAAAAAUCACAUAUCGCAAGCAUCGACAGUCAGUCGCAUUCCCGAGUUAUUUCCGAGAAAACAUUGAAGAAUUGUUGAUUUAUUGCUGCUUGUUGCCUAUUUUGUUUAUUCAGUGUGCUUUCGAUGUGUUUGUGUGUGUGUUUUUGCGUCGAGUUUUUUUUUCGUAACUUAAAAGGGUUGUGUCAUUGUUGUUUCCGAAAAUAAAUCUACAAAAUCAGGGUUUGAAAAUAGAUUCAAAGGCCCUUGGCCUAACUCAGAUAACAUGAUGAAGUCUAAAGUAAUUCAGAAGAUUUUUGUAGCAGUGCAGUAUUCGUCACAAAAGUAGGAUCGAGGAACUUCGAAAACAAAUUUUUAAUACUCAACGAUACGUAAUUUUAGCACAAGUGGAUGUUAUGUGCUUUUUCGUGGCCCACGACAGAACAUGACACAUCUCCUUUAAGUAUUUGUAAUUCGUUAUAAUCGAGUGUUCGUUAUCGGCUGUGGCGUUUAUACUGUGCAAAACUAUAUUAUUUGAAAAGAAAAGUAUUGGUUACAAUAAGAAUUUUGUCAAUGAAAGGGAAGAAAUUAUUUAAUUUGUCUUCAUUUCUGAAAUUUAAUCCUCUUACAGAGUUCUAUAAUUAUAUUAAGAGUCUUCAUUGAUAUACAUGCGCAAGGCUGUACAUAAUGGUCUGACAGGUAAUUCGUUCAUAAGUAAAAACGUUUAUUUAGGUAAAAUGACUUGAUCGAAGAAAUUAAAAUGUAAAAAAUAUGCUCAAUUAUUAAAUAAAAUAAAGUUAGGCAAGUUUCAA
Messenger RNA from Nematostella vectensis (starlet sea anemone), 6580 nucleotides. RefSeq names its product hemicentin-1. The record is from RefSeq and is a predicted model, not a curated record. Gene Ontology annotation, cellular component: signaling receptor complex; extracellular region. The transcript is spliced from 21 exons. Lineage: Eukaryota; Metazoa; Cnidaria; Anthozoa; Actiniaria; Edwardsiidae. Gene Ontology annotation, molecular function: ATP binding; chitin binding; transmembrane receptor protein tyrosine kinase activity. Gene Ontology annotation, biological process: positive regulation of kinase activity; multicellular organism development; protein phosphorylation. The coding region runs from base 223 to 5643 and encodes 1806 amino acids.